GACCAAGGCGUGGAGUUGAAACCGUUAACCAAACUGUCCGAAGUAUUCACGGAUGGACUAGAGCGCGGAUGUGUUCACGUCAUCAUACAACACAUUCCAGCUGUUGAUCGACAACUCACUUAUCUCAAGAAGAGCGCAGGUACUCCGGCAGCUGGCACAAUACCAUCCGCAUUCUCUAUAAAGCAGGACAAGCAAGAGUACCUUUGCAAUCGUCCUCGCAGAGCUGCGGACCCUGUUCCAAUUACUCUUCUCAAACCUAUCUUCGCCAAGUUUGUGGAUGAUUGUCAAAAUCAUCAACCAACUGUCUGUGAUAACGACUUUGUUUGGCAACUUUCGCAAAUUACAUGCACGCAGUAG
Molecule: messenger RNA, 357 nt
Organism: Suillus discolor
Lineage: Eukaryota; Fungi; Basidiomycota; Agaricomycetes; Boletales; Suillaceae
Exons: 1
Source: RefSeq, a predicted model, not a curated record